UGCCAGUUACAAUUUUCUUAUGCUUUAUGGUUAACCACUUACUUUGCCUAGUGUAUUUUUUUAUGUGUUAAAACCCAGUGUUUAAAUCAACAGUUGUGGUCUUUCCAUGAUCAGUCUGGCAAUAACACCAGUUAUUUGCCUCUUUCAAAAAUUGCAACAGUAUUAUAGUACAUAGAGUAGAGUUCUAAUUUUUCAUCAUUUUAUUUAAUUUGGUGCUAACGCAGUACAGGACAGUACAAUAUUGGAUAAAAAUUACCUAAAAUGAUGGAGAUCCCUACUUGAAAUAAAAUAGUUUUUUUGGUAUGCUAAAUAUACAGAGCAUCAAAAGAAACUUAUCACUAUUAUAACACAUUUAUUUUAGAAAAAAUAAGGUAUAUAAAUAAUGGACAUUGACGAAAUAUUUUUGGUUUCUUUUUAAUCACUCGAUCAUUCAUCCUUGACCAUGACACGCUUGAGUAACUAUGACUGAAGCAUAUGCACUUAAUCACCUAAUUUGAGAGACAGUUGAUUGGACACUGGCUAUGAAGUGAUUUCAGCUGUUGAAUUAAUUGCAAGCUUGAAUAAAAGUAAUAAAGAAAAACAAUAUGCCACCUCUGUCAAGAGAGCAGCGCCUUCGUGCAAUCGGCAUGUUGGAGGCUGGACUAGGGCAGCAUACUGUGGCUCACCGUCUUUGGUGCUCACAGCCAGCAAUUGCAAACCUGGCGCGAUGGUAUAAGCAGACACACACUGUCAAUGACAGGCCACAAACUGCUAGACCAAGAGUCACAACACCUGCUCAAGAUCAACAGAUCAUUUUGUAGCAUCUUCGUGAUGUCAAUUGUUAAUCAGCACAAUAAAAAGUCACUGCACCUGCUCAAAAACAGAGUUUGUAGUUUUUCGAUUACAUCUAGUGAAUUUUAUCCAAGUAUAAGUUUCUUUUGAUGCUCAGUAAUAUAAAGAUUAGUGGCCACUAGGGGGCAAAGUGGGACGGACCCUUUCCCCAGUGGUGACAGGCUGCUAGAAUAAAUAGGUAAUAUGUUACACUCUGUAAUGGCCCAUCACCUGUUAAAGUUGUUUAAAAAAUAAUAAUAAUACAAAAUUGUAAGCAUAUAUUAUAACGGCCACACUGAUCUAAAUGUUUAAUAUUGCAUUUAAAUUGUUUACUGCGUUUUUCCUGCUCUCUGUGUGCAGCUAGCAUGCGUCUGUGGUUAAUGACAUCAUUUGACAGAUCUAGGUUCCUCAUUUUGGUACAACCUGCUUACCAGAAGAAAUCGGUCUCUGGCAUGGUUCUUUUCUUAUAUUGCGCUCUGUCAACAAGCAAUCAUUCAUUCUGUUUUAAUAAUCAACUUGUAAAAGUCAGCUGUCAUAAUCUGCAAAUACCAGUACAGCUUUGUGGUUUGUUUUGUGGAUCAGUUGAAAGUUUUUGAAAAUAAGAAGAAACUUGCUAUAAGAAGCCCUGUUGUGUCAAAGAGGAUGACAGAGUCCCAUUUCAAAGAUGCUUUCUGGAGUUCUGAUUUCACCAGCCAUACUGGGUAUGAAGUUGUGGUGCAGAGACUGCAUGGAGGCCGGCGGAUGUGCAAAGAUAUGGAAGAGUUGCUGAAGAUGAGGGCGCUGGCUGAAGAGAAAUACGGCAAGGAGCUAGUGACGAUAGCCCGCAAAGCGGGAGGACAGACUGAGAUCAAUACUCUGAGGACGUCCUUUGACACGCUUAAAACACAAAUAGAGAAGGUUGGGCAUUUGCACAUCCAGCUGGCUGUUAUGUUAAAGGAAGAAAUAAAGAGAAUGGAGCAAUUCAGGGAGAGGCAGAGAGAACAGAGGAAAAAGUUUGAAGGAGUUAUGGAAAGAAUUCAGAAGACUAAAGUCUCUUUACACAAGAAAACAUUAGAGUCCAAGAAGAGCUAUGAACACAAGUGUAAAGAGGCUGAUGAAGCUGAGCUGGCUCAUGAACGGAUAAACAGCACACUGACAGCCACCCCAAAGCAAGUGGACAAGGUGCAAAACAGGGCAAAGCAAUGCAGGGAGGCAGCGAAUGAGGCAGAGAAGCAAUAUAAAUUGAAUAUAGAACAGCUGGACAAUAUUCGGCAAGACUGGGAACAGACCCAUGUGAGCACUUGCGAGGUGUUCGAGCAGCAGGAAGUUGACCGGAUUAACAUCCUGAGGAACUCAAUGUGGGUUCACUGUAACCACUUCUCACUGCAGUGUGUGACGGAUGACGAGAUGUAUGAGGAGGUGAGGAAGACUCUGGAACAGUGUGAUGUAACUGCUGAUAUCAACAGCUUUAUCCAGACAAAAGCCACUGGGACCAGUCCGCCAGCUCCAAUACUUUACAUUAGCUACUACGAGCGAGAGGGCGUUGCUGACAGCAAUGGAAGUUUGCGUUCGGCAGGGGGAGGAGUGAUGAAAAGGUUUUCAAAUCUACUACCGGGACACUGCAGUGGCUCAAGGCAAGAUAUCAAUGAAGCAGAUUACCCUACAGCACCCCCUACAGAUGAAAAAGUAGACGGAGUUUACGCUGCUAUACCUGUCCUUCGAGGUGGAGCGCAAGCAAACACUGAUUCUCUAACAAUGGGCUACAAGGUGUUGUAUGAGUACACUGCACAGAAUGACGAUGAGCUGUCCAUAGCGAUGGGAGACGUUGUGGAAGUGAUCGAGCAAGGGGAGGACGGAUGGUGGACAGUGACCAGGAAUGGAAACCAAGGACUCGUCCCGGGAUCCUAUCUGGAGAAGAUUUGUGGAAGCCACGUGGCAUGAGGAGCUUGAGCCUGCCUAAAGCCAUAUGUUUAUAAAUAAUGCACUUAAGUUAUUUUGAACAUUGGUGCGCUGGCUGGCCAAAAAAAAAAAAGAGAAUACACAUGCAAUCAAAGUGCAAUGCGCCAUGUGAUCAACUGUAUUGAAUGUACACUAAUAUCAGCUGUGUUAGAGUGGUGUGCAACUAUUCAGCAACAAUCAUUGAAAAGGAUCUUGGUGACUUCACAAGGGAUGUGAUAGCAGGUGCCCAUGCAUUGAACUACAUGUCUGUCAGGACUGUCUUCAGGUGUACCUGGAAUGACAGUGUCUGCAGAUAACCGUCACCGGAACACAGUAGUAAUGACAGAUUCAUCCCCAAGAUGUGUGCAAUUUAUUGUGACAUGCGACAGAAGCGAUAGUGUCCCAAAACAAUAUAACCUUCAGCACUGGACAAGACAAGCCUGUUUCAAACAAAGCACAGGGAACUAUCCACACUGAAGGCCUGUCUAAUAUUUUGGCCAGCCAGUGUAUGUAUUAUCCAUUUUGAAAUUAACCUAGACCUUGCUACAGUACCAUUCAUGUGAUCAUGCACACUGAAAUCAGUACAUGAGGUGUUGCUUGUACAGUACUUUUUUGUUGUUGCUUUCCUUCAGACGCCUGGCAGUACCAGUAUAAAGAGUCAGUAUUGCAGCUUCUUAAAAGUGUUUCCUCAGCAGUAUACCCCAAGGUGAGUCUACCUUUUGUUCACUGGUUCUCUCAUGGCAGGGGUCUGCUGUGCCCAAGACCACUUGCAAAUGUGCACCUACUGUUAUCAGCAUUCAAAUCCAGCCCUUCUUAAAGGUGUAGUCUUAUAAAAUUCAUUUCUCUUCCCUUUUUUAGCUCCGGAGCCUUUUUCCACUGCAUUGUGUUUCUCCUGCAUUAUGCAUUUUCUUAAUUUUGAAAUGUUAAAGGUGUAAUGCUGUAGAGCAGCUCUCUAUCCUCGAUACUGUUCCAUGCCUCUUUGAGACUCCCUAAGGAAGGAAAGUGGAUUUUAAAACCUUAGUUAAAAACCCUUUGAGCAAUACAGUUAGAAUGUGACAACUGUAGCUUUAUUAAUAAAUAAAAACAAACAAAUUAUUUAGAUUUUAUUUAAGUAUGGCUGUUUUUAGACCACGAGAGUACUGUCACCUCACGCCUCGCUGUUAAGUCAUUUAGAGCUGUUUUAGUUAAAGGUUGAUUUCAAGGUCAUGAAAAGGAUUUUUGGCAGGGUGGCUAUGUUUUAGAAUCCCUAAUUAACAAUCAGGGGACAAUGGGCAUUGUUGUUUUGCUUCCAUACCCACCCAGUCACUGGCAUCUUGCACAGUUCAGGCACCAAUCAGUGGUGCUGUGAUGGGUUUUGAAUGUACACUAAUAUUUGGGCUGCUGUCAUAUAUAUCUGAACUACUGGGUAACUCAUCACCCCCUCAAAUACAUUUAUUUGGCUCAAAACACUGAUUAACUAGGUCUUAGGUCAACAUCCUAGAAGUAUCACAAACAUUUUUUCAAUACCAUUGUUUUUAACCCUAACAAUGACCAGUCGUUCCUGUUUCAUAAUGUCACAAGUUGUAAAGCAUCCCCACAGCAUAUAACAAAAAAAGCUUAAAAAUAAAUAAAUACAUUGAUAAAUAAAUAUGGACAACGUCCACCUCAAACACAUAAAACUAGACAUCACAAUGUUAAUCUGAAUAGAAAUACCUGCUGGACUUUAAACUUCAAGGUUAGAGUAACACACAUUAAGUUGGCUACAAACACGCGGCUUUAGGUCAGGCUGCUGUGAAAGCAGUUCAGUGUAGGCUACAGUAUGUCACAGGAUCACCACACAACCAGUCCUAUUGGUUGUCUUCCCUUGAAAUGUUCUGUUCAGUGUGGAUGAUUUACAGGCAGAACAGUGUGGUAAAACUUGGCAGAGAGUACCUUUCCUUUCCUGAUCAGAUUAUUUAUUUUAAAUACUAAAUGGCUCUCAGUCUCUGGUGCCAUCAAGUCUUACUUUACACAGCAGGACUGUAAAAAAAUAAAUUAAAAAAAAAACCUCUAUUUAUUAAUCUAUGUAAUACUCAGCACAUACCCUGGGACAGCUUUGUUAAAUUAAGAUUGUGAAAUAACUGAAUACAGGCUUUCACCCUUGUUUACCACUAAAUGAAUGCUCAGUCUGGCUGCCGUUUAAAACCUUUUUUAUUUCCAGGACUUUUGGCUUGGCAUGGCAUGCUAAUGGAGUGUGGAAAUUUAUUUUAUUAGUUUACGUUGCUUUACUCAAUACACGUUAUAAUCUGGUGGGUGUUUAAACACAAUUGCCAAGGGUGCCUUGCUGUUAUCUUUGACUAUUAUCUAGCCUAUACACACAAAAUGGCAAUUAUGUGAUAUAAGCUAUAAAAUGAAAAUCCUGCAAAUGUGAGCUUAAUAGUGACACACAUUACAAUACAGGAAAAAAACUGUACAUAUGAAUACAAAUUCUCCAUCACCGAAGACACCAAUUCAUUCCUUCUCUGGGGACUAUCAAUAGCAGCACUUGGAUUAUUUUACCUCACUGACAGGCUUCAGAGACUGAUCUUUGGUUAUCCAGUUACAAAAAAAUAUCUGUACCUGUUUGAAGAAUAUUCCAUUAAAAACACAGAAAAUGUUGGAAAA
Messenger RNA from Acipenser ruthenus (sterlet), 5349 nucleotides. Its product is annotated as proline-serine-threonine phosphatase-interacting protein 1-like. NCBI's taxonomy places the organism in Eukaryota, Metazoa, Chordata, Actinopteri, Acipenseriformes, Acipenseridae. Gene Ontology annotation, biological process: actin filament polymerization. Bases 1453 to 2730 code for a protein of 425 amino acids. The transcript is spliced from 15 exons. The record is from RefSeq and is a predicted model, not a curated record. Gene Ontology annotation, cellular component: plasma membrane; cytoplasm; actin filament. Gene Ontology annotation, molecular function: actin filament binding.